AUGUCUUCGAAUCCUGCCGAUACCAUGCCAACAGUGCCUACUCCGGUCGCCGCUGAAGAACCAUCCACCACCGAUCCUGGCCCGUACUACUUCGAAGGUGGACUGCGUCGCGUUCGGCCCUACCAUUAUACGUACAAUACCUACUGCAAGGAGCGAUGGAGGGACCGAACACUGCUGGAUAUUUUCACAUCCGAGUUCCGCGACCGUGAGACGGGGUACUACCAAAAAGCGCUCGAAAGCGGCAAAGUCUGCGUGAAUGGCAAAUCGGCCGGCCCUGACACCAUCCUCAGAAACGGUCAAUACAUCUCGCACACCCUCCACCGACAUGAACCCCCGGUCACGGGUAACGAUAUCGGAAUCAUUCACGAGAGCGACGAUCUCCUGGCCAUUGACAAGCCUGCCGGUGUCCCUGUCCACUCGACCGGUCGAUACCACUACAACUCCGUCAUUGAGAUCCUGCGCUACAAGUAUGAAGACAAUUUUACACCGCGGCCGUGUAACCGGCUCGACCGGUUGACAUCGGGCGUCAUGUUCGUUGGAAAGACGGCCAAAGGCGCGGACACGAUGGCCGUCAAGCUGAGGGCCCGUACGGUGCAAAAGGAGUACGUCGCGCGCGUGAAGGGCAAGUUCCCUGACGGAGUCACCGUCGUCGACCAGCCCAUCAUGUCUGUCGCUCCCAAGGUCGGGCUGAACCGUGUCCGGGCGACGGGAAAGGAAGCAAAGACCAAAUUCCGCCGACUGGCAUACUACCCUCCCCCGUCUGCGCCGGCACACCCUCCCUCUACAGAAGAGUCGACAGACCCCAAUGCCCGCCCAGCGACGCCGCCUCCGUCCUACAUCAACGAAAGCGAAGGCUACAGCGUGGUCCACUGCCUCCCGCUUACCGGCCGUACGCAUCAGAUUCGCGUGCACUUACAGUUCCUAGGCCACCCGAUCAGCAACGACCCGAUCUACUCGAACCGCCGCGUCUUCGGACCAGACCUGGGCAAGGACGAUUCGACGGCCGAUCACGACGACGCAAUCGUCGACCGCCUCAUGCAAAUGGGCCGCACCGAGCUGCCGGAGACAGUCAGCUACCGCACACACUUCACAACACCCCCCGUGCUCCCCAAGGGCACCGACUCCUCCGUCGUAGAGACAAUCCUGUCCCGCGAGCACGAGGCCGCCGUGGAAGCGUACCAGAAGCGCAAAGGCGAGCGACUUUCGGGUAAGAAGUGCGACGAGUGCGGGACGGAGCUGUACACGGACCCCGGCGUCCACGAACUCGGUAUCUUCCUGCAUGCCGUGUCGUACUCGGAUUCAGACGGCGAGUGGUCUUACCGCAGUAAGAUGCCGAGUUGGGCGCUUCCGCCGGCGAGUGCUGGGGUUGAUGGGCCGACGGAGGUCCCGGAGUGGGAGGAUGUACCGGAGGAUGAGGAGGUCGUCUAUGGGUCGGGAGAGGUUCCUGAUAUUGGGAAUGAUGAUGCGCCUGCGAGUGCGGGGGUGACGGCGUUGGUGGAAGGAGUGGGAUUGGUUGAUAUUUCAGAAGCGAGGCAAGUGGAGGAGCAGGAGAGGAGGGCAACCGCUGCUGCUGCUUCAAAUGGCGUCUAA
Aspergillus calidoustus is the source of this 1590-nucleotide messenger RNA. The record is from the annotation of a GenBank genome assembly. NCBI's taxonomy places the organism in Eukaryota, Fungi, Ascomycota, Eurotiomycetes, Eurotiales, Aspergillaceae.